GAUUUUAAUCUCUUAGUUUAAGAGGGUUUUUUUCAAGCCAAUGAAGAUACGUAGCAACAAACUGUGCACAUCUCUGUGAUCAUUAAAUAACUAAAUAUAGAGAUUUGCAACUUAAUCCCCGAUCUGCAACAUGUUACGAAAGCCAAAUUAAUCUGCAACUGUUCUUCGACCAAACAUUCGAAACAAAUACAUCCUUUUCAAUUUCGAAAGUAUAUUGUCGUUGUAUUAAAAUGUAACAGGACUUAGUCUUAUUUGGUUUUAGAAAAGCAUCCACGUAUAACUCAAACUUGAUAACGACCAUGGUUUCUGUUAUAUCUUUUUAAAGCCUAGUUUUUGUUACUUCUAUCAUUUUAUUUGAUUUAAACCAUUCAGAUUAAUUUAAGUUCAGCAGAACUCGAAUUCAGCUUAAAAUAUUUAAAGAUUAUAAACAGAGUUGGAUAAUAAAUUGAUUAUAUAAAAGCGAAACUGUCUCGUUCUCUUACAUUUUCAGUGUGUGAUAAAAUAUUAAGCAUAAAAGUACUUAGUAUUUUAAGAAAAUCUUACCUUCUAAAUUAUUUAUCUCUGUCCGAUUAUCUGACUGUUAAGUUUCAUGAAAUAUUGUAUCUGUUAAGAUUAUGAAUGUUUGUAAAUAUUCUCUUACAAAAGAUCCACCAUUUAUUCCAACCGAUCAUUUAAGACGCUGGAUUGAGGCGCGAAAGCAAAGUCUAGAAGUUACAUCGAUACAUCGCGAAGUGACCGAAGGUAUUCAAACGACAGUAAUGCCUUUUUACAUGGGCCGUCGAGUAACAGAGGAUAGAAAAGAAAAUGAUGUACGCUACUGGCGCUAUUUAAUCCGAUUAGAAAACCUCACGAUGGACCGCGUUCAACUUCGUGAGCGCUUUUUGAAAAUUUUCUCAAUAUCCGGAAACCUUGAGUCAAUCGGAGGAAAAGGAGUUGUAGGGAUGCAACCUGUCCUUUCUCCAGAAUGUCCAGUUUUUCAGUAUCACAGUCAUAUCCACUUCCCCGUGGAGUGGGCCCACGUGUGGGGAACGUUUCGGUUUGAAAGACACAAUGGCACUAGUUUAGAUGUUAAAAUACCAUCUUUCCCGCUGUAUGAUCCCACGUCUUAUUCAAACUCGAGUAACGAAAACCUUGGUUAAUUAUCCACAAUGAUCUUCGUGCGAGCCUGGUUACCUGAUUUUGACACUCUAAAGACAAUUGUAUGUCUGUUUAAACGACUGCAGCACACACUAAAAAUUGUAACCAUAAUAAAUAAAAAGUUUAGAUUUCUAUCGAAAUUCCAUUUAUUUAUACUUCACAAAAUGCGUCCAAAUGAUUUGCUUCGCAAUAAGAAAAUGCACAUCUAUUCACUCAUGAAUAUCUUGCAUGACUUUAAAACCAAGAAGUUAUUUUUAAGAUUUGCAAGGUAACACUAUAAGGAAGAAAAUAUCUCAAAAUAAACAGUUUAAUGGAAAAUCAAGGUGCUUUAGCAGCUUAAAUUAAUAAGUCUCAGGGAGAGCACGGAUAAGGAAAAAUCUCAGCUUGUUUGUAAUCAGAAAGUCAGUGAAAAACAAAUAAUUUGAUUUCGGUAUAGCUCUAAUUGUUUAAACUCCUAGUUGCAUAUAACUACGAAAAUCUAGACCUAAGGCGCUUAUCUGGAGAUUUUCUGGGAUAUACGUAUAUGGUGAGGUAGGAUAAUUGGUUUCUCUUUUGCAUGGGGAAAUGUAAAUUGUGCAGCAUACCUCGCAAAAUGAUUACACUUAAGGAAGCUUGAAGUAAAGCGGUGGUAUAUAGAUACGUAUGUACUGACAAUAAAUCAUAUAUACAAACAGGGUGGAAUAAAAACAGUAACUAAGAAAUCUUCAAAAUGAAAGAAAAGGCAGUUUAGACACCAUAUAGGAGUGGCCGUAACGCGGAUUCUAAUCACAGUAUUUCCCGACUUAAAGCAUUUGUAAUGAAAAUGAACAGCGUAAUUGUGACCGGAACGGUGGUUCGUGAAUAUGCAGGAUGAAACGGCCAGUAGUUAUGGUUCUUUGUUUCUAUUUUCGUUGCUUUAAUUGUAAUGGUGAAAAAUAUAACUGUCUAUCCAGUAAGCUGUGUAAAAUUACUUGGAACAAAUGACUGCAUGAUAUUGGAUGAUCACUUGUAGCUUCAGUGAAUGAUAAUACAAAAUUAUGAAUCUCAUCAUUUCGGAGACUCAUGUAAGUUUUUCUUUAAUUCGUGUUGAAGACUUGUUUCGUACGUAGUCAGAUUUCGGAAUAAUACGAGUUGGUUCGGUUGGUGUGCACGACGAAUUGUUACGACUGUCAUUAUCACCAGUGCUAGUGGCAGUCAUGUCUCCUAUCCCAGAACUAACUGAAUCCUCAGAAUCAUGAACCGAACCAGGAGAGGUCAUUUUUUCAACUUGUUUGGGAAGCUUAUGAGACUGAUUGUCGCCAAUAACUGCGCAUGUAAAAUUUUCACUUGGUGAAAUUAAGCCUGGUAACACAGACGAUCCACUAUCCAAUUGAUUUUCAGAUGCAGGAGACACAUUUAUUGCAGCAUCACUUACCAUAUUAUCUACUGCUGUAUUGUUAUCAAGAUUAUCUUUUGUGUCUGAAAACGUUGGUAACUCUUGGAGCAUCCCAUUAUUGGCUACCGAAGUAGAGCCAUUUGUGUUAAUGACUGUGAAGUUAAUGGGUAUAGGCGUUAAACCUACUGAACUAAAUGCUCCACGUAUCGACUGACCAGGGUUGUGAACCUGCCACCCUGUACCAUUCAUAUGUGUGGGUAACUUAUGCUGUAUGUGCACGGGUGGUUGCAACAGUAUAGGAUAAAUCAAGUUAUUUGUAUGUUGUGGGAGAUUCGGUACCGUUAAGCCACAUCUACUAUCUGACCUUAGAUUAUCCGAUGACUCGGAUACUGUGACGUUUUGGACUGUUUGAUAGCCAUAGUUUUGCAUCGGAUACACAUUUUGUUGUAAACGCUGUAAAGAGUUCCGCGCACCAGAAGAUUGUAACGAUAACUGUGGAGCGGUGUAGUACACUGGCACAGGGGUGGGGAUAUGAAAAGGAUUAGUUUGAGAUACAGGAUUCUGAAAAUAAGGUGUAGCAUUCGAAUGUUGUGCAACAGCUGACAUGGCAGCUACUGCUUGGAGGUGAUUCAAAAGUGCAUUUGAUGGUCGUUGUUGGUUAGCUCUAAUUGGACUGAUGUUUGAAGAGUUGGUUAACAACUGGUUGGGGAAAUACUGCGGUUGAUGUCCAUAGUGGUUUGGAUUAAUGCUAUUACUGGUGCUUGUACUCAUGGAUGCUAAAGCAGCUGCUACAGCUAGAUUGAAAGGUUGAUUUGUGUUACUUGUUUGUGGUAUUGAAAAUGGGACAGGGUAUGACUCUAUAACAUUCCCUGUCUGACGAAUGAAAUAAUUUGGCAAAUGCGUUUGACGCCGUAUCGGUAC
Messenger RNA from Schistosoma mattheei, 3412 nucleotides. The record is from the annotation of a GenBank genome assembly. NCBI's taxonomy places the organism in Eukaryota, Metazoa, Platyhelminthes, Trematoda, Strigeidida, Schistosomatidae.